This is a messenger RNA of Ixodes scapularis (black-legged tick), 1293 nucleotides long. RefSeq lists its product as uncharacterized. The record is from RefSeq and is a predicted model, not a curated record. Bases 460 to 1026 code for a protein of 188 amino acids. NCBI's taxonomy places the organism in Eukaryota, Metazoa, Arthropoda, Arachnida, Ixodida, Ixodidae. The transcript has 2 exons.
GUCAACAGCCGCCUCCUCCAGAUCAAGCCACCACACUGUGUGACAAGGCUGCCUCGUUCACUCAACGAGCGCAGUUUCUGGAAAGCGUCAGAGUGGAGACUCUGGCUUCUGUUUUACGCUCUUCCUUGCCUCGUGGACAUUCUGCCUCUGGAGUAUUGGAAACAUCUCUCCAAGCUCUCGCAAGCAAUACACAUCUUGCUACGUGAGACCAUCACAGCCGACGAGAUCAAGCGUGCAGAAAAUCUGCUGAUCGACUUUGUUGGUCGCUGUGAGGCCUUGUAUGGAGUGGCUUCGCUUACGUUCAACGUGCACCAGCUCCUCCACCUGCCAAACUCCGUGCGUCAGUUGGGACCACUUUGGGCGCAAUCCGCAUUUGUUUUCGAGGGAGGAAACGGAAAGUUGGUGAAGCUGGUCUCUGCAGCUAGAGGACUUCCGGAUCAAAUCGUAGAGCGAGUCGUAAUGACGCAGCAGCUUGAAUGCCUUCUGGCAGAUAGCAACGUGGCAAUCACUGCCAAUGAGCGGAGUGUGUGUGAAAGAUUUCUUGAUUAUUCACACAUCCAGAAUGCCUGCUAUGUUGAUGAAGCAUGCUUGCUAGGACGUGAAAAAGCUGCCAUUCUAACAGCUAUCGAGGAACGUGCGCUAGAGGUCUACGGUGGGACAGGCACAGUUGGCAGCGCUUUGGAAUACCAGCGUUUUGUGUACAAGGGGCAGGUGUUCCAUAGCACCGCAUACACAAGAGCUUCAAAGAGUGACACCACUGUAGUGUCAACUGCUGAUGGGGAGUAUUUCAGAAUUAAGAGAAUUCUCCAUGUUGCUGGUCUCGGGUGCACGCUCCUUUGCAGACGGCUGGUGUUACGGGAGACACCACUCUUUCCUGAGCAUAUAAAGGAAUGUUUUCCUUCGCAGGUAGACAUCUGUAAGGUGCUGAAACCCGAGGACAUUAAGGCCAACUGCCUUUUCAUGGUGUUUCCGGCUGACAGCAAGUGCUUUGUGUGUGACAUGCCGAACAAAAUUGAGAGGGACUAAAGUUCUUUAACAUGUAUACAGGGCUUUUUUUUCCUCAUUCUUUACAGAAUUUAAAAAAGCGUGUGUUGGGUACAUAGAUUCCGUCUUCUCUGUGUACUUCUGGGGCUCGGCAGACAUUAGAUGAGUGGAUAAACGUCACAAUAUUUUGACUAAUUAAUCAAAAUGUGUUGAUUGAUGUUUUAAUUAACAGUUUAAUGGGCCACAUACACUAUCAGUUUUAAAGAGCGCAAUGUCUAUCUGCCAUUUAAGUGAUGCGACAGCUCUCUA